CACCUUCCCCUCUCUGUUUUACAGUUUAAAAACUUAAAACCCACCUCUCUCUCUCUCUCUCUCUCUCCUUCUAGGUCAUUGCAAGUCCUUGCAAAAAGUUGAGAGCUUUAUUAAUCAAUCCACUAUACAUGUCUUGAGACUGACAACCCAUUGAUGAGACCGAACUAGAGAAGUUGUAGAGACAGGAGUUUUUACAAUGUUCAGUUACAGAUCACUGCUGUUUUGUACUCUUCUCACAACCUCCACUCUCUGCUUUUCAUUUUCACAUGGAGAAACUCACUUUCCCACCACUCAAACUCCACCAUUUUCAGGGGAAAUUAAUGAGGGGGGACAUGAUGGGUUGGUCUAUUUGGGUACCAAAAGGUUUCUUGCUGAGGGACCCGGUGGAGAUGAAUCUGAAUCUCCUCUGAACUCAUCUUAUCUUGUGUUGGCUGCAAAGAGGACGUACAGGAGAGACCCCCUUAAUGGGUUCAAGAAAUAUACAGGAGGUUAUAACAUCACUGAGCGCCAUUACUGGGCUUCUGUGGGGUUUACUGCUGCUCCUUUUUUUAUCAUUGCGGCUAUCUGGUUUUUCCUCUUUGGACUCUGCUUAUCUCUCAUCUGUCUCUGCUAUUGCUGUUGUAGAAGGGAGCCAUACGGCUACUCCAAAACAGCAUACGCUCUCUCUCUUAUUUUCCUCAUACUCUUCACUGUUGCGGCAAUAGUUGGAUGUGUUGUUUUGUACACGGGUCAACAAAAGUUUCACGAUAGUACGACAACGACCUUGGUCUAUGUGGUGAAUCAAGCCGAAACAACUGUGGAGAAACUUAACAAUGUUUCUGAGUAUCUUUCAGCAGCUAAGCAAGUUGGAGUGGAUAGAGUUUUUCUACCUUCUAAUGUCGGAACUGACAUCGAUGAGAUUCAAAGCAAGAUUAACUCUUCUGCUACCACCCUCAGAGUUCGAACAUCGGAUAACUCAGGAAACAUAAAAGAUCUCUUGGAUUCUGUUAGACGGGCUCUUAUAGUAAUUGCUGCUGUUAUGCUUGUCUUGACAUUUCUUGGAUUCUUAUUCUCAAUAUUCGGGAUGCAAUUUCUCGUGUACAUCUUGGUGAUCAUUGGAUGGAUACUUGUAACCGGAACCUUUAUUUUGUGCGGUGUAUUUCUUCUUCUACACAAUGUGACUGCAGAUACUUGCGUCUCAAUGGAUCAGUGGGUCCAAAACCCAACCGCACAUACGGCUUUAGACAAUAUACUGCCUUGUAUGGACAACGCCACAGCCCAGGAAACCUUGUUACGUAGCAAGGAAGUCACUUCCCAACUCGUCAACGUGGUUAACCAGGUCAUCACCAAUGUCUCGAAUAUCAACUUCGCCCCCAACUUUACCCCGCUAUUCUACAAUCAGUCCGGCCCUUUAAUGCCGACCUUGUGCAACCCAUAUAAUCCCGAUUUGACUAAUCGAGUUUGUGCUUCUGGUGAAGUGGACUUGAACAACGCUACAGAGGUAUGGAGAAACUAUGUCUGUCAGGUUUCAGCCAAUGACAUUUGCACAACAACGGGGCGUUUGACCCCCUCAAUCUAUAACCAAAUGACAGCCGGAGUGAAUGUGAGCUAUGGAUUAUACCACUAUGGCCCAUUCCUAGUUGAUCUGCAAGACUGCACAUUCGCACGACAAACCUUCACCGACAUUUAUCUGUAUCAUUGUCCUGGUCUGCAGCGGUACAGUGAGUGGAUCUAUGUAGGAUUGGUGAUGGUUUCUGUUGCUGUUAUGCUCUCUCUUGUUUUCUGGGUUAUAUAUGGGAGGGAGAGACGCCACCGUGUUUAUACCAAGCAGUUCUCAGAUGGAAUGGAUCGAGGUUUUGAAGGGGACAAGCAUAGUUAGAAAACUCAACUUAGGGCUUUUCUUAAGUUAUACUUACUGAUGCGUAUUUGAGUUAAAAACUUUGUAUCAGAUUUGGUGAUCAGGUUUGUUCUAUGUAAAAUGGUACUUUGUAGAGGUUAGUGUUCAAUUUGGAUUGAUUUUCCAUAAAAUGAUUGGUUUCAUCA
Molecule: messenger RNA, 2022 nt
Organism: Rhododendron vialii
Lineage: Eukaryota; Viridiplantae; Streptophyta; Magnoliopsida; Ericales; Ericaceae
Exons: 9
Coding region: 197-1858 (553 amino acids)
Cellular component (GO): plasma membrane; plasmodesma
Source: RefSeq, a predicted model, not a curated record